This is a messenger RNA of Lates calcarifer (barramundi perch), 3063 nucleotides long. It is a transcript of the gene plcd4a, whose product is annotated as phospholipase C, delta 4a. NCBI's taxonomy places the organism in Eukaryota, Metazoa, Chordata, Actinopteri, Centropomidae. The record is from RefSeq and is a predicted model, not a curated record. Gene Ontology annotation, biological process: intracellular signal transduction; lipid metabolic process. Gene Ontology annotation, molecular function: phosphatidylinositol-4,5-bisphosphate phospholipase C activity; calcium ion binding.
AUGGCUUCCACAGGGAGUGGCCUCCGCAUACAGGGGGAUGACAACCUCCAGUCUAUGCUGGUGGGGACAGUGAUGAGGAAAAUUAAGUCUCGUACCUGGAAGAAGCAGCGCUAUUUCAAACUGCAGGAUGACUGCAUGACCAUCUGGUAUAAGUCCAAGAAGGCUGGCAAUACCCACUCCACAUUUUCAGUGAGCGACGUGGAGGCAAUACGAGAGGGGCAUCAGUCUGAGGUGCUGCUCAGCAUUGCAGAUGAGUUCCCAGCCGAACGAUGCUUCACACUGGUCUUUCGCGGUCGCAGGGGCAACCUGGACCUGGUGGCAGAGUCAGCUGAGGAGGCACAGACCUGGAUCAGGGGCAUGAGGAAGCUGAUUGAGAACCUGGAAAAUAUGGGGGAGCGAGAGAAACUUGACCAAUGGAUUGGUGACUGGUUCAAGAAGGCAGACAAGAACAAUGAUGGCAGGAUGAACUUCAAGGAAGUGCGAGAUUUACUGAAGAUGAUGAAUGUGGACAUGAAUGAGCACCACGCUCAUCGUCUCUUCACAAUGGCUGAUAAAUCCCAGUCGGGUACACUUGAAGAUGACGAGUUUGUGUUCUUCUACAAGAUGUUGACUCAGCGGGAGGAUGUACUGAGGGUUUUCCAGGAGUACUCAGUCGAUGGCCAGAAGCUAUCCCAAAGCGAUUUAGAGGAUUUCUUGAGAGAGGAACAGCUGGGGGGGGACAACCUCCAGCAGCAUGCCAAGCAGCUCAUUGAACGCUAUGAGCCCUCAGACACAGCUAAGAUGAUGAAUGCCAUGACAUUUGAUGGCUUCUUGAUGUACCUUGGAUCAGCUGAGGGCUCCAUCUUCAACCCACAACAGCGGGGCGUGUACCAGGACAUGAGCCAGCCGCUGUGCCAUUACUUCAUCUCCUCCUCCCACAACACCUACCUAAUGGAAGACCAACUCCGAGGCCAGAGCAGUGUGGAAGGAUACAUCAGGGCUCUGAAUCGCGGCUGCCGGUGUGUGGAAGUGGACUGCUGGGAUGGUGCCAAUGGAGAGCCCAUUGUUUAUCAUGGACACACUUUCACCUCAAAGAUACUUUUCAAGGAUGUGGUCAAUGCAGUGAGCAACUACGCCUUCAAGGUAUCAGAAUAUCCAGUCAUCUUGUCCAUCGAGAACCACUGCAGCAUUGAGCAACAGAGAGUCAUGGCCCAACACCUCAACCACAUCCUCGGUGACAAGCUGCUGAAAAGCACAUUAGAUGGCAAGGCCCCAAUUGGGUUGCCAUCUCCUGAGGAUCUGAAGGGGAAGAUUCUGCUAAAGGCCAAGAAAAUUGGUGGACUGGAAGAGAGUUUCAAUGGGAUGGUGGAGGACUCUCUUACUGGGGAGGUCAGCGAUGAAGAUGAGGUGGCUGAAAUUGAUGAAGAUAAUCUUCACCGUGAGGCCAUCCAUCGCAGGGUUAAGAAAUCAAAGCAACGUCUGUCCAAGGAGCUGUCAGACUGUGUUGUUUACUGCAAAAGCGUCCACUUCAGCAGCUUCAAACACUCCCGCAUCCACUCCAAGUUCUAUGAGGUGGCUUCUUUCACAGAAUCUAAAGCCCGCAAACACCUGAGAGAGGCUGGGGCUGAGUUUGUGCACCAUAACUCACGGCAACUGACCAGGGUUUAUCCUAGUGGCUUCCGAACUGACUCCUCCAAUUUCAAUCCUCAGGAAAUGUGGAAUGCUGGGUGCCAAAUCGUUGCUUUGAAUUUUCAGACUGCUGGGGAAGGGAUGGAUCUGAAUGAUGGCCUCUUCAGUCAGAAUGGUCACUGUGGAUAUGUCCUGAAGCCCAGUUUUAUGAGAGAAGUUGAGAAAAGAUUUGACCCUGAAAUGCCCCAAAAACGGAAUGGCUACCGACCUGUCAUCCUCAACAUACAGGUGAUCAGUGGCCAACAGCUUCCCAAAGUCAACAUCAAAGAGGAUUCUAUAGUGGAUCCUCUGGUCAGGGUGGAGGUCCAUGGAGUCCCUAUGGACCAGGCCAAGCAGGAGACCAGAUACAUUGAGAACAAUGGGUUCAACCCUGUGUGGUAUGAUACUCUGCGCUUCACUAUCCACACUCCUGAGCUGGCCAUGGUGCGCUUUGUGGUGGAAGACUAUGACAAGACAUCUAAAAAUGACUUUGUGGGGCAGUAUACACUUCCUCUUAGUUGUAUGCAGCAAGGUUAUCGUCACAUUCACCUUUUAUCCAAGGAUGGGACCAGUAUUCCUCCUUCCUCCUUAUUUGUGCACAUCAGGAUCACAGGACUAGAAUAAACAUUCUUCACUUUCUUAAUACACCAGAUAUAACAUCCUUAGCGCGUACUAUUUAAUAAUGAGAGUAGAAUCAUUCCUAACUCUACAAAAUAGGUAUAGUUCCUAAAGUAGUUUUUAAAAUUGUUUGAUGUGAAGAAAUUCUAUGCCAAAUGUUUAGUGGUUGUUACGCAGCAGAUAUAUGUUAGAUGUGCAUGUUUUUUCUUUUUCUGUUUGUUCUCUAUGGUGUGUGUGUGUGUCUGUCUCUGUGUGUGUGUCUCUGUGUGUAACCUGUUCCUGUGAUUAACUUGAAUUAUGCUGCUCAUGUUUGAUGUACUGUGUCUGUUGCACAAAGAUUUGUUUCUGUUGUAGAGAAGAAUGUGCCACCAAUAUGUUUAGAGUGGGAUUUAUAUUUCCUGUCAGUAUUUUCUUUUAACAAACAGCACUUCGUGGACUCUGUCUGGCUGCUGCAUUCCUCUGCUCUCACCAUGGUCAACAUGCAAAACUUGAAAUGCAUUUCUCCUCCAGCUACACAGAGGUACAACAGUUAUUUACAUGAAAAGUUUAAGGGAAGAAAGAGUAUUUAUACCAGAAAGGCACAGUGUACUAAAUUUGAAACAUACUGAGUUUAAACAAGUUGAAUUUGUAUUCAGUACUCUGAAGUUGUCAAUUUGUUUCUGAAAUGUUUUGAGAUGGAUUAAAUGAAGGUCCAGAAUUGACGUUCAAAUUGUGGUGAGACAUUCAGAGACAUUUAAGUGAGCACAGAUUUAACCAAGUCUCCAACAAUAAGUAAGAGUAAUGUAACAUCUCCUAACU